UGCCUCCACUCCUGUGAUCGAGAAUUUCACUCCACACUCCGUAUUCGGUCGCGAUCGUAGUACGGUGUUCGACGCGCAGUCGAAGGAGGCCAGUCAAAGCGAGCGCAAGAUGCCAAUGUAGACAGUGAAUCGCGCGACGUUCGUCAAGUAAAACGAGUAUGUAUAAUGUGAAUACAUAGUGAGAAAUUGGCGUGAUAUGGUGAACGAUCAAGCUGCAAUCGAAAUCUUCAAUUAGCAGUACGCGCGCGGUAAUGUGAACAAAGAGCAGAGAAAGAAAAGGCUACGAAGGAAAAAAGUGCAGUGACUCUAGAUUUGAUUGGCGGUGCACGCAGAGAGCGGCCCUUCGUAUACAUACAUAUGUAAUGGAGCAUCAGCAGGGUCGAAAGCAAACAAUGAACUCGGCAGAGGUGGCGAAAGCCAACGAAGAGUUCGAUUUGUUUUGUAAUGCCACUACAUUGAAAUCCAUUCUUGGACAUUUUCGGAAUCUCUGCGAAUUACUCAAAAUCAGACCAAAUACGAUCAAUCAAUUUUAUCCAAAAUUGAAAUCCAAGUUGCGAUCGUGGAAGGCGCUAGCUCUAUGGAAAAAAUUUGAUCAGAGGGCCAAUCACAAAUGUUACAAUCGUGGCAAAGCAUGCCCGAAUACAAGAGUUUUGAUCAUCGGAGGAGGUCCGUGUGGACUUCGUUCGGCGAUAGAAGCCCAGCUGUUAGGUGCCAAGGUUGUCGUUGUGGAAAAAAGGGACCGGAUGUCCAGAAACAACGUCCUUCACCUUUGGCCCUUUGUUAUUCAAGAUCUUCGUGGCCUAGGAGCAAAGAAAUUCUUUGGAAAAUUCUGCGCUGGAUCUAUAGAUCACAUCAGUAUCCGCCAACUUCAGUGUAUCUUGCUGAAAGUCGCAUUGAUCCUCGGUGUCGAGUUCCACGAAAGUGUCAGCUUCGAUUCUUUGAUACCGCCACCGGAGAAUCAGGAAGAGGGCAAGAUCGGUUGGAGAGCGAAAACUACCCCCGCUGAUCAUCCAGUCUGUCAAUACGAGUUCGACGUGCUGAUCGGCGCCGAUGGCAAAAGAAACACAUUGGAGGGUUUCAAGCGGAAAGAAUUUCGGGGUAAAUUGGCCAUAGCGAUAACGGCCAAUUUUAUAAACAAACGAACUGAAGCGGAGGCACGGGUAAAAGAAAUCAGCGGAGUGGCCUUCAUCUUCAACCAGAAAUUUUUCAAAGAACUGUACCAUGAUACUGGUAUAGAUCUAGAGAAUAUUGUAUAUUAUAAAGAUGAUACUCAUUACUUCGUUAUGACUGCCAAAAAGCACAGCCUUAUAAACAAGGGAGUAAUUCUGCAGGACUAUCCAGAUACAGCGAAGCUGCUCGCGAAGGAAAACGUGGAUCGCGAAGCAUUGAUGCUUUACGCCCGUGAAGCUGCUGAAUUCUCUACGGAAUACCAAAUGAGUGGUAUGGAAUUUGCAGUGAACCAUUAUGGUCAGCCAGACGUGGCUAUGUUCGAUUUCACGUCUAUGUAUGCGGCGGAGAAUGCUAGCCGGAUUUUGGAACGUCGGGGUCAUAGACUACUUAUGAUCCUCGUGGGCGAUAGUCUGCUCGAGCCAUUCUGGCCAACGGGAUCCGGUUGUGCGAGAGGAUUUUUAAGCUCCUUGGAUGCCUGUUGGGCAAUCAAAAGCUGGGGUGCAAAUGUAUCGCCGUUAGAAGUAAUCGCAGAACGCGAAUCUAUUUACAGGCUACUCGGACAGACCACGCCUGAAAAUUUGAACAGGGAUUACGCUGCAUAUACACUGGACCCUCAUACCAGAUACCCGAAUUUGAACGUAUCCUCUGUAACGCCAAUACAAGUGCGAGGUUUAGUCGACACAGAUGACCCUGACAGCAUCAAACAGCCUCCUGUACAGUCCGAGAUCGAUAUUCCUAAGAAACGACGUCGCCGAGAUUUACGUGGAGAUUCACAAGUGCAUCCAGACACGCUGCUUCGCUGGUUGCAAAAACAAGUUGCCCUGUACGACUCGGUCCAAAUAAAAGAUAUGGGUGCCUCGUUCAAGAAUGGUCUGGCUAUUUGUGCGAUAAUUCACAGAUAUCGACCGAAUCUAAUAGAUUUCCAUAAUUUGAAUCCGGACGAUGCGAUUACGAACAAUCAGCUGGCCUUUGAUAUCUUGGAAAAAGAACUGAGCAUACCUCCAAUAAUGACAGGAGAGGAAAUGGCUCAAUACGACGUCCCCGAUAAACUCGCCAUGUUUUCUUAUCUCACACAGAUAUACGAAGUUUUCCGCGGUGAAAUCCCGUACAUUAAACAUCCAAAAUUAGAACCUGAAAACGAAGAAAGGCCUGCACAUAGUAAACAAUUGAGCCAAUUAACACCUGACCAAAAAGUUCAGUUAAUUGACCGUAUCGUCAGACAAGAUAGUGCGACAAGAACGAGACACUCACGAUCGCGACAUAACGAAAAUUUAAACCCCGCGGAUAAGAAGGGAGACACGAUUAGUCGACGUUCUCGAAAGAGACGAAGCACGGAGAAGAUGGGCGCGACAGUGGAGGAAAGGCAGAAGAGACUCGCAGAUAUAGAGAAAAAUCGCGCCGAACGUAUGAGAAGGCGACAAUAUUUGCGAAACAUGGCGACGCAGCAAUUCUACAAAAGUAUGCAGAUGCUGCAAGCGAACGCUAAACGCGAGAAAGACGAGCCGUUCGAAGAUUAUUCGAUAUUCUUAUACCGUCAAACUGCGCCGGAUUUCAAGGAUAGAGUGAAAUAUCUAGAGCAGAAAAUAUUAUAUCCAGAUAGAGAACCCAAGAUUCACGCUGGUCAUCAUAGAAACAGCAUAGACGAGGAGUUCUCUGGCCGAAUAAAGAGCAUCGAAGACAAAUUGAAAGGAUCUGCUCCAACUGAAAAGAAGCCCAGAGAUCUUCUACGUGCCAUUGGUAAAAUCGAGAAGACCGAUUGGAACGUGAAGGAAAUCGAGAAGAAAAUCGAGGAGAAUAAAAUGGGCCGUACUGUCCGACACGAUAAAGUAGAACGAGUGCCGAAGUGGAGUCGAGAACAGAUGUGUAUAUGCUUCAUUCAGUUUUUAGCUCGACAAAUCAAGAUGGAGAAGAAGGGACGGGAUCAAAAGGAGACAGAUAGUAAGUACGCUGAUAUUGACAAUACCCUGAAGAAUAUUGACAGGAAGAUGAAAGAGGGUAAUGUCCUCGGGUACAAUAAAGUUUCGGCUAUGGCCGAACAGUUUUCGAAUAAAAGUCAAGACGCGGAGCCCAAGGUGUACAAAUCGAAUGCCAAGUCCACAAUAGCGUUACCCGCGCAAGGAGGUUCGGAGAUGUGUCAUUUUUGCAAUAAGAGAGUUUAUUUAAUGGAGAGACUUAGUGCCGAAGGGAAGUUUUUCCAUCGAGGCUGUUUCCGUUGCGAAUAUUGUUCUACCUCUUUGAGAAUAGGAAACCAUACGUUCGAUAGGGACAAGAGUGGAGGACGAUUCUACUGUACACAACAUUUCGGUUUCUUAGGAGCGUUAAAAGCACGCGCAGAUAAGAAGAGAGUCGCAGUGUUGAACAAGGAAAACAUACCUGCCACACCAGUACAUCUAAAAACACCAGAGAAGGCAAAGAUACCUUUAGAAGGCGUUGUUGGUCUUGAUUUACUUGAUCGCGGGCAAACACCUGAGAGAAUAGAAUUUGAAAACUUAGCAGGAAUAUCAGACGCUGAAGAACCCCAAAGUCAGAUGGAUGAAGACGAAUGGACGGAUAGAAAUUUCGGUGCUUCCACCGCAGAAAUGGGUUCUAGCGAUGACAUUUCAGACAUGAGCGAUUCGGAUGACGAUAACGAAGUAUACGAAGAAGCGAUAGAUCAGCCCUUAACAACCGAAGGAACUCUUGAACUUGCCAAAAAUUGGACACUACGAUACUCUCAUCCACAUGCUGCAAUGGGACAGUCUGAUACUGGAAGCAACGAAUAUGAAGAUUCUAGUGAUGAAUACACGAACGAAGACGAUGAAAGUACGACAGCUACGGAGGAUGAAGACGACAUACGCGCUCGAGAGCUUAGAAGACAGGAAUUUUGGCUAAAGAAUCCUACCCGUAGCUCCGAUACGGACACCGGUUCGGAAACGGAGGUUGCCUCCAAUGAAGGUACAUCAGAAGAGAGCGAAGAAAAUUCAGCUACAGAAAUAUCGACGGACUCUGAAUUCGAACACGAUGGUGCAACUCCCACGCAACAUGAGAUUCCAGAAAUUACGAUCAACGAUUCGUAUGUCCGCAAAACCAGGGGAAAUUAUGUCGAGCCUAAGAAAGUUCAAGUAAAAAGCAAGGUUAUUUCAUCAAUUAAUGGGAAUAUCAAACAAGAUAAAGACUUAGAAGUCGCGAAGUCGCAAUUAAAAACGGAUCAUAAUGUAAAUCCUUCUCAUCUUGGGAAAGAGAGUAAGCUGAAUUUAUUAGGAUUCAAUAAUACGAAUGUAGCUCCAUUAAUAAAUCCACGCAAAGGAGAUUAUUUAUUGAACCGCACUCAUUCUACCGAAGGUAUUGCAUCUAAAUUAUCUUUGGAGCUAAAAAGGAAGUAUUUACUCGGUAGUACAGCCUUUGGUAGUUCUGUCAUGAAGUCAGGAUCAGCUUCGAAUGUAGAUACUCAGUUAAGAAAUUUCACAGACGCUAUUUCUCAGCACCAAAAGCUCUUAAAUCCCGCUCCGGAACCAAGUCCAACGAUGCAAGCAUUCUUACAGGGGACGAGCAAAUUGCGAUCGAAUAAUACUCAACUUUCUCCUAUAUCACCUACAGCUAUAUUCUCUUCAUCUCCGAUAAAACCAUACAAUACCAAUCGUUCCCCACAGAACUUAUUAAACAACGAUAGUCCUAUUUAUAAAGCAACAAUUUUGCCUGAAAUAUCGAAAACCCACUUACCAGAUUUGGUAAAAGAAUCUAGUAUAUUAAAAUCAAAAACUUCACCUAACAUUGUCUGUGGUGAAUCCAAGGAUAUAGAGAACAAAGAACUUAUGAAAGAACAAGUAGCAUCUAGUCAAUUGCAUACAGUUAAGAGUUCACAAAUAUUAGAAAAUGCGCGAAACUCUCAAAAUACAGAGAGCAACUUUACUGUAACCACAGAUGAAAAUAAUGGUUUCCGACCACGAAGUCCCUUGCAUGAGACCUCUAUCAUAGUACCCCAAGUCGAUUGGAGUAAAAACAAGGAAGAAACGAAAGAGACUGCCAGUACUGGAGAUUCAGACAUAGACAGCGAUUCUUUAUCUUCCGGCGAUGGUGAAGCAGAAGAUGAACCGCAGGAUCAAUCACCUGCUGUAAAUUUGUCUCCACCGCGUUUACAAAUUCACAGUACAGAUGGAGAUCUGUUGCUAGACGAGGAAGCUAACAAAUGUAAAGACUUUGAUGAUGGCCAGUCAUUCGAACCAGAUUCCAUAGAGUGUUCAUUUUUACGUGACAAGGAGUUGAAUACUAAGAUGAACACUGCAGUUCCUGCUCCAAUAUCUUCCAUGAAUAAAACUUCAAUGGAGCUAGAGAUAGUAAAGAAUGAGAUUGAGCAGUUAGAAUUGCAGGAUGAUGGCAAGAAGAGCAUUAGCAAUUGCAGUACUCCUACAUCGAUAAAUUCUGCAAUUUCCAAUAAACAUGAUGAUUCUGAAGAAAAUGACAUUACUACAGCUGCCCUUACGGAAACAGAAUUUUCAGAAUGGGCUCGUGAUGGUGAGGUCAUUGUCUCAGAUGAUCUACGAGAUGUUGAGUUCAAUAUUAAUCCAGAAUUUAUAACCACAAGGCGGAAACCUACAUUAUCAGAUGCUUCGAAAGCAGGUCAUACUCCAAUUACGAUAGCUAAACAAGAAGAUUUAACAGAUAUGGACUUGGAUUUUUCGAAGCUUGACAAACAGAUAGAUGUUCCUAUUAAUAAUACCUCGAAACUUUUAGCUAACGGUGAAAAUAUAGAUUUUAUGGACACAGAUAACGAAUCACUCCUGGAUGAUAGUUUGCAAGAUGCUUCUAAUACUGUUAUGCUCAAGAAUAGAGGAUAUAUAGAAUUCGUAAACAUUAAGAGCUCACCAAUGCUUACAAGUUCACGAGAUAAAUUAAUUACCGAUGCUCCUAUCGCAAAAUUAGAAGUAGAGAAUGAUUCGUGCUCAGAGGAAGAAGCUUAUAACGACAGAAACGUGAUAGAAAUAAAUCCAGUUACCAUGGAUGAUGUUAUGAAUAAGCUAAACGGUGCUAUAAAUAAAUCCGAGAAUAAUACUAAAUCAAACGUAGGAACAAAAUCAAAUUCUGUUCAGGAGGAUCAAUCUAUCACGGAAGCAAUAAAUAAAGAAUUGUUCCAAUCAAUGGAGGAAGAUAGUUUGCUUAUCGUUGAACCAGCUGAAGAUACCACUACUAGUGAAGUAGUCACUAUUCUUGCUAGUCCCGUGAAUCCACAAGUUUCAAUAGUUCCGAGUCAAACUCAAAAGGAACCUGAGCAAGAAGAAGAAACUAAAAUAACAGCUGAUUCAAGCAAUCCUGACUAUCUGGAAUAUGUGAAACGUUUACAAUCUAGAAUCGCAGAAUUUAGCAAUGCCAAAGACUCUAUAGAUGUCAGAAAAUCGAAGAGAAAGAACUCCAAAAGCUCUCUGCAAUCUCGUGCCGCUGAGAUGAUAGCAGAAGAAAUCAAGAAUCAGGAAACGACGAUAAAUAACAGCUUUAAUUCACCAGCUACCUCUAGGAAAUUGGAAGAAAUUACCAGAGAAAGAUCCAAGCAAAAGAAUGUAAUACAAGAUUUAUUAAUGGAUAAAGUGGAAGCUCAUAAGCAAAAGUCUGCAGAAAAGAAAGCAAGAAGAGCUGCUAGAGCUUCGUCGUUCAAUUCAACUCCAACUCUAUCGCCGAUAAGACCGUCCAUUCCUAAUGUUUCACUGAUUAAUAAAUUCGUGCCUACAUCUAUAGUAACACCUGAAAAUAGUCCCUUGCAUACUACUUCUGCUGAAAUCAAAAAGUCUGUAGAAAGUGAAACAUCUUAUGAGUCACAGCAAUUGCCUUGGAAAACAGAGAUAGGAAAAACUACGAGUGAAGAAACUAAUAAGAAUGACAUUCAAUCCUCUGAAAAUACCACAUUAACUAAAAUAGGUAAUGAGAAAGAAAACUUUAGAACUCCGGUCGCACCUCCAAGAUUGAAACACGAGGAAGCAAAGAGGACAGCAGAGAAGGCAAGACAAGAUGCAAGGGAAAGAGCGAGACUAAAGAGUGACGAAGAUCUAGGUCUCAGUCCAGAAGAUAAAAUUAAAGAGCUGAGAAUGAAAGUCGCACGAAGACAACUUUCCAUGGAAGAGAAAAAAACUAAAGAAGAAAUACAUGAACCUCGCAUGAGACUCUACAGUUCUGGAGCAAACAAGACUGGAUUAAAAUUGCAAACGAGCAAGAGUACAGACAAUAUGAAAGCUGUAGAAGAGGCAAUAAAUUUUACUGGCUUAUCUGCUGCCAAUGCAAAAUCAAUGGAUGAACUGUUACACGCUGAUUUUCCAAAGUCAAAUAAUUCUGUUGCCGUUGUAAAAAGAGAUAAGAAGCAAAAGACAAAAGAUCCAGAAAGAAGAAAGAGUAUCAUCCAAGCAGUGUCAGAUUUCUUCUUCAAGAAAGAAUCUUCUCCUUCGCCGUCCAAUCAAAAAGACAAAUUAUCUAUGUUCCGUCUGACGUCAAAAACAAAAGGCAAAUUAUAUAAAUCGUAUUCGGAAGGGUCAGAUCUUGAUAAAGUCUUAUCGCCAAAGACUAACACUAGACCAAAAAGUAUGUGCGAGGGUAUGCUCACAAGAAAUUUCCUAAAUGAAAAUCCGCCACCAAUUCCACCACCACCCCUUACUUACACCAUUCCUACUACACAAGUUUCAGAUGAUAGUUUAUCAGAUGAUGAUACAAAAACAACAGCAGUGUCAACAUCAUGCAUGCACAAGGCUACAGUAACAGAAGGUUCUUGCAAUAGCAUUUCACGCAAAACAAAAACUACAAAACGAAUAGCUAGACAAGCACAAUUAAAGAGGUUGCGUAUGGCUCAAGAGAUACAGAGAAAGCUAGAAGAAACAGAAGUUAAACAAAGAGAAUUGGAAAGCAGAGGUGUUAGCGUUGAAAAAGCUCUUCGUGGAGAAGGCGAAUGCUCUGAUCGGGAAGAAGCGGAUUUACUCAGAGAGUGGUUCGAUCUUAUGAAAGAACGCACGGAAUUACGCAGAUACGAAAAGGAACUUUUGGUACGAGCUCAAGAAGUUCAACUUGAAGAUCGUCAUGAAAGAUUGCAACAGGAAUUACGUGAACGCUUAGCUGACGAUGAUGAUAAAAAGACCAGCGCUGAUGUGAAAAAAGAAGGAGAGAUUUUAACAGAAAUGUUGGAAAUAGUUGCAAAGCGGGACUCGCUCAUUGCUCUUUUAGAAGAAGAGCGACAAAGGUAUCAAGAUGAAGAUCGUGACCUUGAAGCUCAAAUGUUGGCUAAAGGCCUCAGAUUAACACCAAUAAAAAAAUGUGGUCCUAAGUAUUCGGUUUAAUAGGAAUCACAUUAUUGUACAUAUACUCCAUUCUAUAUUUCCAUUCACAAAUUCUAACAAAUAAGUAAUUUAAUUAUGUUGUAAAUAAGAAAAAGAUCUUACAAAGAUCUUACAAAUGUCUUACAAAGAUCAAAACUUAAUUGUCGUGUAACUCUUUUGUAUGUUGAAAUUUUAAUUCAGUUGCAAGUUUUUUAACACAAAAAUGCAAAUAUGCAAAUUUCAUAUAUUCAUCCUCUUUUAAAACAAAAACACGGACCAAUUAUUUUAUUUUUCAUCUCCAAUUUUUACAGAUUAUUUACUAUGACACCUAUUUUAAGCUGUACACAUCAUAUGUAUAUAAUUUUAAGGAAUUCGAUUUAUUUGUAGUAUACUUUUUAUCUACUGUACAUCAUAUGUUUUCAAAUCGUCCGAACACCAAGUGGAAUUGUAUUAUAAAUGAAUUACUUAGUCCUCAUUGCUUAAGAUUUAAGGUAAGAUAACAUAAGAUCAAGCAAAAACAUAAACUUCAGUGCACAUUUGCAGAAAAAAAUGUGCAAUCUGUAUAGGAAAACUCAAUAUGACAUAUAUGGAUUUGAAACAAAUUUUAUGAAUACAUACAUAUAUUUUAUCAUUGCAAACACAAAAAAUUCUGCCUUUACAUGUAAAUCAAUCAAAAUAUAAUCAUUAUACAUAUGCAUAGAUUUGAUUAUUUGCAGACACAAAAUGUUGUAUUUUGCGAUUUGAUAUAGUAACUAAAUAAGAAGUGAUACCUUUUGCACUACAAUAAUGUGCAUUGCAACAUACACAGACACACGAUAUGUACAUUAUAGAAUUAAAUAAGAUGUAUAAAUCUAUUUUUAUGUUUACAAAGAGACUGGUAAAUGGAAUGUAUAAACAAUUGUAGGAUUUUAAUAACCCGCAAACAUGUAAAGUUUUAUAUGAAAUACAAUUGGAAAAAUGAACAUA
Messenger RNA from Bombus pascuorum, 9401 nucleotides. RefSeq names its product F-actin-monooxygenase Mical (gene Mical). Bases 363 to 8456 code for a protein of 2697 amino acids. The record is from RefSeq and is a predicted model, not a curated record. The transcript is spliced from 27 exons. NCBI's taxonomy places the organism in Eukaryota, Metazoa, Arthropoda, Insecta, Hymenoptera, Apidae. Gene Ontology annotation, molecular function: protein binding; FAD binding.